CAUUUAUAAUUUAGUUUUUAUAUUUUACAGGCAUUCAAUAAUCUUAAAGAAAUGGGCUUUUCGGAAGAAGAAAUAUUAGACGCUCUCAGAAUACACAGUAAUAAUCAAGAAGCUGCGUGCGAAUGGUUGCUCAACGAUCGUAAAUCCGACAAUGAAGAUCUGGACAUUGGGUUAGAUCCCGAAGGAUCGAUAUAUAAAGCCAUCAUGGCUAAUGCUAUUGUUCAGCUGGGAUUAAACAGCCUUAAAACUUUAUUUGCACUGCUGCAGAUGCUGGAGAAUUUCAACAGCGCGGGUCGUUGGUUGAACGAUUCCGACAUUGCACCACUCCUCAGUCAGAUUUUUCGCAUAUAUCACGCAGAGAAGCAUUCCCUUCAGAUGAUGAGGCCAUUUUCUCAUUGACGAUAAGCUUUUUAUUAAGAAAAAGAAAUUUCCACAUGUUGCUUUUUUGCGCAAAACACACACAAAAAUUUUCUGCGUGGCAUAAAAUUUAAAUAUUAUUUCAUCGUGUUAAUUUUAUUUUAUGUUUUUUGUUUAUAAAAUUAUCUUGUACAUAAACUUCUGUAUUAUAUGAGAGUGGAAGCUUCAUUAUUUGCAGAGAAUUUAAUUAUUUCUGAGUUCUCAAAUGCCACUCGGAAAGAGCAGUCGUUUAUUUGUAAGUUAUACUUUCUGUUGAUGUUAAAUAAAAAACAGAUUCUUUAGGAAUA
Molecule: messenger RNA, 704 nt
Organism: Centruroides sculpturatus (bark scorpion)
Lineage: Eukaryota; Metazoa; Arthropoda; Arachnida; Scorpiones; Buthidae
Product: ubiquitin-associated domain-containing protein 1-like
Exons: 3
Coding region: 52-399 (115 amino acids)
Molecular function (GO): protein binding
Source: RefSeq, a predicted model, not a curated record